AUGAAUGAUGCCCAGCCUGAAAGGCGUCUGCCACACGACAGACAAGCCAGCACACAGACUGCCAAUUAUGCCAACGUCUUCGAACGCAGACCGAGAACUCUUUUGAUGCCUUCUGGUAGUCACCAUCCAAGAAUCCCCUUCAAUUGCUUGGCCAAGGGAAAUGAAGACGUCGAGAUAUGCUUUUGUCCGAGCACCAUCAGGGAUCUUAUCCGAGGAGUCGAAGUAUAG
Messenger RNA from Protopolystoma xenopodis, 228 nucleotides. The record is from the annotation of a GenBank genome assembly. Lineage: Eukaryota; Metazoa; Platyhelminthes; Monogenea; Polystomatidea; Polystomatidae.